Fonsecaea multimorphosa CBS 102226 is the source of this 2862-nucleotide messenger RNA. RefSeq lists its product as uncharacterized. The transcript has 6 exons. The record is from RefSeq and is a predicted model, not a curated record. The coding region runs from base 1 to 2862 and encodes 953 amino acids. Gene Ontology annotation, molecular function: serine-type endopeptidase activity. Gene Ontology annotation, cellular component: membrane; GPI-anchor transamidase complex. Gene Ontology annotation, biological process: attachment of GPI anchor to protein. NCBI's taxonomy places the organism in Eukaryota, Fungi, Ascomycota, Eurotiomycetes, Chaetothyriales, Herpotrichiellaceae.
AUGGCAGCACCUCGAGCGGCGCCGCGAAUAACGACCAACAGCCUCCCUCUCCCAACCCGAUUGAUCCAGCCGUCGCGGAUACGCUCCUACCUCCUACGUCUUCCGCUCUUUACUCGCCUGAUUCUCGUCGCAAUAGUCGCUUUCUGGCUGCUCGAACUGCAGACCGUCUGGAGCGUGAUAAAAUGGGGUUCGUUAGAGCCCAGUGAAAUCAACCUGGGUAGCAUGUAUAGGCUGAACACAUUUGUCUUGAUACACACGGGGUUCUGGCACAUGUUGAUCAAUACCAUCUGCCUGAUGCCUUUGCUAGAGAGGUUCGAGGCUGAAUUUGGCACAUUGAACAGCAUUGCCUUGUUUAUGGGCCCGCUGGGACAAAUUCCCGCAGUGUUAUAUUUGUUGUUGGACGGUGUCAUCCUCAGAGACAACACGCCCGUCCUCGGGGCAAGUAUAUGGGUAUUCCUCCUUCUUGCGGCCGAGGCAAUCAAAACCUAUCGGGCGAAUCCAUAUCUGGAGAUCGCUGACCAAAAGAUCCCGACUUGGAUAUCACCAUUAGUGAUACUGGUGGUGACAUCCAUAUUGAUUCCCAAUGCUUCCUUCCUUGGACACCUCAGUGGGUGUAUAACAGGAUAUCUGUGGGGCCUGGGCUAUAUUCGUUUCCUCGCACCUCCGGAGAAAGUCCUUCGCUGGAUCGAAGGCAAACUCAAUCUGCUUGGACGACUACCACACUAUGUGUCUGUGGACCAAAAGACUUACGGGCGCUAUGGCGUUCUACCCACUAGUUCGACCAGUGGACCAGAAGGUCAUAUGAGUCCUAUUGGACUUGGUUGGAUGGGCACCAGCAGCAACCUCGUCUCAAGCCUCCGUAAGGACGACCCCCGACUACUUCGAAUCCCGCCGUACUUGUCCCUGCUUUGCAUGCUCGUUGGAAUUGCAUGGAUCCUCCCAUUGCCUUUGCAAGAGUACUCUCGACAAACCUACAUAUCAGAAAACGCGCUCCUUCCUGGCCAGGUCCAUACUUAUUUCGGCGGUAGCGAACAGAAUGUCUUUCGAGCAUAUCGACACGAGUUGGCUACGGUCCUGGAAGAUGCUGCGACGUCUGCCGGCAACGAGACCCUGGGGAAAGCAGAGCAGAGAGCCCGGAAACAGAGGACAAGUGAAAAAUUGGAAGAGCUUUUCCGGAACGCUGGCUUGAAGACUGCGAAGCAACGGUACUCGUAUGUAUCGUCUGGCCAAGUUUACGAGGGAGAGAAUGUCUAUGCUGUUCUACACGCGCCUCGCGGCGACGGAACCGAAGCAAUUGUACUUGUCGCACCACUCAAAAACAUCGACGGCGUCCCAAACGUGAAUGGUGUGCCGCUCCUUAUUUCCCUGUCGCGCUAUUUCAAACGAUGGUCUCUAUGGUCGAAGGACAUUAUAUUCCUGGUCACUCCGGACAGUGUCGCAGGACCUCAAGCAUGGAUUGACGCAUACCACUCGACCCAUGAUUCAUACAGGGUGCAAGACCUGUCGUUGAAGUCUGGUGCACUUCAGGCUGCUGUUUGCAUCGAUUACCCAUUUGAACAUCGCUUCGAGAACCUUCAUAUUGCGUACGACGGCAUCAACGGCGCCCUACCCAACCUGGAUCUGUUCAAUACCGCCGUGUCGAUUGCAUCUGGUCAGAUGGGAAUUGGGACAUCGAUCCAGUUCCAACACACCUAUAGCAAACAUGAGCAGUACAGUUCGUACCCUGUUCGCCUGCAAACGCUCGUCCGCGGAAUGUCAUCCCAAGCCCUCGGCCAUGCGACUGGUCCCCAUUCUACCUUCAUGUCGUAUCAUAUCGAUGCAAUCACCUUGACAGCCACGAACGAGGGCUGGCAGGACGAGAUGGCGUUUGGGAGGACGAUCGAAAGCACGUGCCGAAGUCUCAAUAAUUUACUGGAGAAACUGCACCAGAGCUUCUUCUUCUACCUAUUGAUGCAGUCAAACCGAUUCGUCAGCAUUGGAACGUAUCUCCCAGGUGCGAUGAUCAUGGCUGCUGCUUACACGAUUAUGGCAAUCUACCUUUGGGUGUUGAGUGGCUAUCAAGUCGGCGAGAAAGAAGCAGAGCGCCCGGCGGUCAGCAAGAUGGAGAAUGGGUCCACAAAGACUACAAGCGUUUCGAAAGCGACCAUGUCAUUGCCGAAAGAGUCACCAUCAAAAAUCGAAUUCAAACCAGUCGACAGGCAACUCAUCCUCCCAAUCGCCCUUUUAACAGCGAUACACCUAGCGUCUCUCAUCCCACUUUAUCUUCUUACCUCACUGAGCUUCAGAGCCAUGCCCUCGACAUUUUUCCUGAUAACGGUUGCCCUCCUUGUGCUCCCAAUAGUUCUAGCAUCAGCGCUUACCGAAAUGCCGAACAACACAACCUUACCUGCCUUUUCUGCGCCCACGAAUGAGCAAUACGUUCUCACCAAGUCGCUCAGUCUUUUAAUACUUGGCCUCUUCUUGACAGUCCUAGCGACACUGAAUUUCAGUCUCAGCAUGUUUCUUGGUAUUGUUUGCAUACCAUUGGUCUUUGUGGAUAGAACUCGCUCCAGGCCAGGAUUCUCACUUGUUCAAUAUCUGAUACUUGCCAUCGUGAGUCCAAUGGGGCUCGCAAUUGGAUUGAGCGCGUAUGGCGUCUUGGUCUUGGGACGAGACGAUGUUCUUGUGCAAUGGCUACAGCAGCUCGCUCUGGGUUGGAACAUCUGGGGUAGCUGGGGGGUUCCCGUUGGCAUUCUGUGUAUUUGGUUGCCUGCGUGGGUUGUAGGUGCGACUUUGGUGGCUAGCUCUUGGUUCACAACGACAGAGGCGGUCAAAGAUACUCAAGGCGCCUGGAAGAAGGCGGCAUUGAAAACAUCAUCGUAA